Penicillium robsamsonii is the source of this 2562-nucleotide messenger RNA. RefSeq names its product glycosyltransferase. The record is from RefSeq and is a predicted model, not a curated record. Gene Ontology annotation, molecular function: UDP-glycosyltransferase activity; hexosyltransferase activity. Gene Ontology annotation, biological process: carbohydrate metabolic process. NCBI's taxonomy places the organism in Eukaryota, Fungi, Ascomycota, Eurotiomycetes, Eurotiales, Aspergillaceae. The transcript is spliced from 5 exons. The coding region runs from base 1 to 2562 and encodes 853 amino acids.
AUGAUCGAUACAAUCUCUGUUGGCACUGGUGACCAUGUCGAAUCCCCUCCACCCUAUGAGGCGACCGGGGGCGCCAUCAGCAGCACCCUCAACCACGACACGGGGACCUUAUCUGCUGUGCCACUCUCCACCGAGGUGCCAUCCCCGGAGAUAUCUUUGGCCCCCAAUGGCCGCGUAGAUGUCCGUGUCCAGUCGCGAUUCAGCCGGAAUUUAGAAUGGCUGUUGAGUAACCAACCCGCUGAGGUGCCACUGACGGAGGCAGAUCCGACUCCACCUUAUUCAACCUUCCGUCUUCGCCUUAACAUCGUGAUUCAAGUAGUUGGCAGCCGUGGAGAUGUCCAGCCGUUUGUGGCUCUUGGCAAAGCUUUGCAGAAACAUGGCCACCGCGUGCGGUUGGCGACACAUGCUACGUUUGAUCAAUUUGUCAGGAACGCCGGUCUGGAGUUUUAUGAUAUCGGUGGGGACCCCACUGAGUUAAUGUCAUAUAUGGUGCGAAACCCCGGUCUGAUCCCGAGUAUGAAGACCAUUCGCGCUGGCGAGAUUCAAAAGAAGCGUGCCUCGAUGGCGGAGAUAUUGAACGGCUGCUGGGACUCAUGUCUGAAGCCAGACCAAAAUGAUACGAAACCAUUCGUGGCGGAUGCGAUCAUUGCAAAUCCUCCGAGCUUUGCACAUGUUCACUGCGCUCAAGCUCUUGGGAUUCCCGUUCAUCUCAUGUUCACGAUGCCCUGGACGAGUACGAGGACUUUUCCUCAUCCACUGGCAAAUUUGAAGUAUUCAGGGAACGACCGAUCAUUGGGAAAUUUGAUUUCCCACUAUUUUGUGGAAUGGAUGACAUGGCAAGGACUGGGGGAUUUGAUUAAUGCUUGGCGGAAAGGCUCCUUGAACUUGGACCCUAUCCCUGCCACAGAAGGUCCGAACUUACUAGAGACGCUCAAGGUGCCUUUUACAUACUGCUGGUCGCCCGCACUGGUACCAAAACCAAGUGAUUGGGGGUCCCACAUAGAUGUUUGCGGUUUCUUUUUUCGUGAAGCGGUCCCCUACACACCAACCCCAAGCCUGGUUACUUUCUUGCACGCCGGCGUUCCGCCAGUCUAUAUCGGGUUUGGAAGCAUAGUCCUCGAGGACGUGCAAACAACCAUGUCCGUCAUACUAGAGGCUGUUGAGAGAACUGGGACGCGGGCCAUCAUCGCCGGUGGGUGGAGUGAUUUGCGAGGGGAGCAGGACUCUAACGUUUACUACAUCGGCGAUUGCCCCCAUGAGUGGCUUUUCCAGCACGUAGCUGCUAUUGUGCACCACGGCGGCGCCGGUACUACUGCCUGUGGGCUGCGGAAUGGUAAACCUACAACUAUUAUUCCAUUCUUCGGAGACCAGCCAUUUUGGGGCAACAUGGUCGCCACCGCUGGGGCCGGGCCUGAGCCUAUUCCCUUCCAAGAUCUCACGGCAGCAAAAUUGGCAGAUGCCAUCACUUACUGUCUCACACCACAUGCUAAUACCGUGGCACAGUCCAUUGCAGAUAGCAUGAACGAAGAGUCAGGUGUUAGUGCAGCCGUUGAUUCAUUUCACGCGCACCUCCCGCAACAAAGUAUGACAUGUGACCUUCUUCCCGGGGAAACGGCAGUCUGGAAGGUCAAACGAGGUAGGAAAGCAAUGAAACUAUCCGCCACAGCCGCAUUGGUCUUGAAACGCGAGGGAAUGUUGCCGGAGAAACAUCUCAUACCGUAUCAGAGCAAGCCCUUCAUAAUCCACAUAAAGCGAUGGGAACCCCUAACAGCCAUUUCUUCAACAUCAUUGUCGACCAUUUCAGGCAUGGCUGACGCCUCAACUGGCGUUUUCAUCGAGCCUUACAAAGAGUACAAACGUCUCCGCUCAAAUCGCAGCCACGAAACAUCUGCCCUUGGUUUAUCCACAUCAUCGACCAGGUGUGAGAUUUCUUCAAUAACCGAUUCGGUUGCACCAACAGCGACAGCCUCCUCGAGCAGCAUCACCGCUAGCACCGAGCACAACGAACCAGAAUAUGCAAAAAGAAUGGCACUUGCGUCUGCUACCAGCUUUGGAAAAUUCCUGGGCCGGUCCUCUCGUGGAGCAUUCGUGGAUCUUCCUCUUGCCACGGUAGAAGGAUUGCGGGCUGUUCCUGGCCUGUAUGGAGAAGAAGUACGAAUGUAUGACCCAGUAUUGGACUGGAGAACCGGGACCAUAGUGGGGUGUUCAACAUUUGCACAUGGUAUAUCCGAAGGUUUCACGGAUAUCUUUGUGUAUACGUGGCAAGGGAAGAAAAAGCAGGGUGCUGUUGGGGUGGCUAAAGGAUUGUCAAAGGGAUUGAUAAGUUUUACAUCCAAAUUAGGAGCGGCGACAAUAGGCCUUGUUGCAUAUCCAAAUCAGGGGAUUUACCGCUCACUGCAGGCUUCAAUUCGAAAAGAUCUCACGAAGCAAAUUGCAGAAGCGAAAUGGGCGGACUCAGAGUGGAAUUUUAAGCUAAGCAUGCAGGUGGACGUGACAGCAAUUUGUUCGCUGUAUAAAGAGUUGUUGGUGACCAGAGAGAAGACGCACGGUCGAAGGUAUUAG